This is a messenger RNA of Olea europaea var. sylvestris, 972 nucleotides long. Its product is annotated as caffeoylshikimate esterase-like. Gene Ontology annotation, molecular function: lipase activity. Gene Ontology annotation, cellular component: membrane. NCBI's taxonomy places the organism in Eukaryota, Viridiplantae, Streptophyta, Magnoliopsida, Lamiales, Oleaceae. The transcript has a single exon. The record is from RefSeq and is a predicted model, not a curated record. Bases 1 to 972 code for a protein of 323 amino acids.
AUGGUUCAUCCAAUUUAUGAAGCUAAUGAGAAUAAUCCUUAUGGAAAUCUCACCAGGCAAGAGUUCUUCAAGAAACACCAAAUACUCCACCAAGAGAGCUUCAUGUUGAACAAAAGUAACAUGAAAAUCUACAACCAGUCAUGGCAGCCAGCAAACUCGGCUCAUCGGCUUAAAGGGCUCGUAGGAAUGAUACAUGGCUACACAUCAGAGAGUAGCUGGCUCUUUGAACUCAAUGCUGUAGCCAUAGCCAAAGCUGGAUUCUUCGUUUGUGCUCUUGACCUUCAAGGCCAUGGCUUCUCAGAAGGUCCACCUGAUCAUAUCCCUGAUAUUCACCCUUUGGUUUCUGAUUGCAUUCAGUACUUCGACUCGGCUCGAGCCACUCAUCCAAAGCUUCCACCUUUCCUCUACGGUGAAUCAUUAGGCGGUGCACUUGCCAUACUCGUGUGCUUGAAGCAAAAAACUGCAUGGAAAGGCUUGAUUUUGAGUGGAGCCAUGUGUAAAAUUUCAAAGAAAUUCAAACCUGUAUGGCCUAUAGAGAAAUUCCUCCCUGCAGCUGCUUUUGUUGCACCUUCUUGGAGGAUUGCGAUCACUAAACCUCCAGCUAGUAAAUCAUACAAGGAGAAAUGGAAGCGAAAACUAGUCGACCGGAGCCCGAAUCACCGGACGUCGGGGAAGCCGACCGCAGCAUCGGCAUUACAACUUUUGAAAGUGUGUGAAUUUGUAAAGAGGAAUUGCCAUGAAUUAGAAGUGGCUAUGCUGGUUUUGCAUGGAGGUGAUGACAGAAUAUGUGACCCUAAAGGAGCUAAAUUCCUGUAUGAAUCAGCAAAUACUAAGGACAAGAGCUUGAAGAUUUUCCAGGGUAUGUGGCACCAGUUGAUUGGUGAACCAAAUGACAGUGCAGUACAAGUGUUUAACACUAUAAUUUCGUGGAUAGAAAAGAGAGCUGAUCAAUGUUUACCCAAAAAUAUAUGA